Molecule: messenger RNA, 2384 nt
Organism: Patiria miniata (bat star)
Lineage: Eukaryota; Metazoa; Echinodermata; Asteroidea; Valvatida; Asterinidae
Gene: insc
Product: protein inscuteable homolog
Exons: 14
Coding region: 474-2150 (558 amino acids)
Biological process (GO): regulation of asymmetric cell division; establishment of mitotic spindle orientation; apical protein localization
Cellular component (GO): apical cortex
Molecular function (GO): protein binding; cytoskeletal adaptor activity
Source: RefSeq, a predicted model, not a curated record
ACAAACUAAAUGAAUCACUCUCAUCACCCUGCAAAAACUCACCCGUUUAUUAGCUCUGAAUGGGCUGCACCACUACAAGUUUUAGGUGUGCGCCCAUCCACAAAGAAACUUCAACUGAAAGGACAUGUUACCCUUUUACUUUAUUAGCCUAUGACAAUAGCUGAAUGGGUAUUAGGUGCGAUAUUGUCCAGGGGCAGACACUGAUGGAGGGUAUUCAGUGCUUUAAUCGGUUCGGUAUUGCCUCACUUUGUCAUCUAUACGAGCCAAGGAAGGUAUUGCAUUGAAAUGUUGUCCGGGAGAUACUCGACGCUUAUGCCACCAGUGUGAAAAAUGAUAACGCCACUGUACUUUACAGACACCUUUUGAAUAGGAAUAGAUUGGUUACACCGAGAGCUAUUCAGCAGUGCAGGAAUUUUUUUCAGGAUUCAUGGUCGCGUGAAGGAAGUGGAUUAAAAUAAAAUACAUGUAAGGACAUGAGUCGCAUUGGGAUAAUCAGGGGCAUGAAUGGAUUCAAUGAAAGUGCACUGGCCGGUUGGCUUGCUGAUGACGUUAUUGAGAUGCACAUGACCGAUAAGGAUUCAGUAGUGAGAUGGUUGCAAGAUCUGAGGACCAUGACAGAAUGCGAGUGCAUGUGCAUACUGCAAGGCAAGCCCAUCCGGACCUCGGCACACGACAUGGCUAAGGUCACCUCCAGUGCACGAGAUAAUAUUUACAUCCUCAGGCAACGAGCCAGUUCUAUCUCAGCAGAUUUUGCCAAAUUAUACUAUAAACUUGAUUCAGGUUCUUGGGAUCAAGUCCACUGGUUGUGUCUUUCAUUGACCAUUCGGCUACGCACAUUCCUACAUGAGUGCACCUCCUAUGUCCCCACCAUGCCACUGCAUUUGUUCCAACGACAACAGACAGUUCUUGAGGAAUGUGGUCGACUUGUGAAGCAUGCAGAGAGUUUUGAAGAGUUGAACGGUACUCUACCCCCAGCGUUACCGACUUUGAACGUACUGAGCAGUUUAGGGAAGGCGUUCAACGACUUGGUUCACAUGGUGCAAGGCAUUCUCAUUCAGACGGUUGUGAGGAGUAUUCACGAGUCCGCCAGUGAGUACAACAUCAAGAUUGCCAUCAACUCCAUACACUGUCUGUCUGAAGACGACAGUGAAAUCAGAAGGUUACUUGCCAAGGAGGGCGCUAUUCCAGCUUUACUGCAGCUCUGCCAACAAGCAUCUCUCAAUGCCAUGAAGCCCAUGGCUCUCAAGACCGUGGCUAACCUGUGCAAUGUUGCAGAGGGAAGACAGGAGUUGGAGAGGGCAAGCGGCGUGGAAUACCUUAGUGAAAUCUUGUCUUCUCCCACGGCAACGGAGUCAGUCAAGGCCGAGGCAGCGUCAGUCAUUGCACAGAUCACGUCACCAAAUAUCGACAAUUACCAUCACUUACUAGGGUUCAUUGAGUACAUGGAAGACUUGCUGAAAGAAUUAACUGCGUUAUCCGGGUCGGCUUCGUCAAGUUCUGUCUUUGUCAUCGCGACUUCUGCAAUAGCCAACAUCACCUUCAUGGACAGUAUGGCCUGCGAUUGCCUGGCCAGCUUCCACACAGCGAGGGCGCUAGUCAAGGGCUGCAAUAACGGCAUGGCCAACACCUUGUACUGCAAAGACCAGGUAGCAACGAUACUGGCCAACAUGGCCGUCACGGACCAGUGUCGGAAGGAGAUCAUGGUCUCGGGCGGCACGGAGCUGUUGGUGGACUUUCUCCACACGAGGGCGCUAGUCCACCCCAGCAGUGCCAAGAAAGGUCUGAAGGGUAGCGGGCUGAGCGGGGGCUGCAGUGGCAGCGGUGGCAAGCAGGAUGUGGUGAUGUCAUCGUCUUGUGAGAAGGUGCACCAGAAGGCGGCUAUAGCCUUAGCAAGAUUGGCCAGAGACCAGGAUAGCGCUGAGCUCAUUCUGGAAUUAGAUGCGAUACCGAGAUUAGUGGAGCUUUGCUGCAACAGACGAGAGAGGAACGACAGUGAGCCAGUCCUUGUUGCCUGCCUUGCUGCAUUGAGAAAGCUCCACAACCUCCUGGGCCCUUCCGUCUUCAAGUCUUCCGAUGUCGACCAGCUCAUCAAACCAAGACUCAUCGACUCGUACCUCAUGUGUUCAGCAACUAAAGAGAGUUUUGUAUGACAUCUGGCCAGAAAUGUGCACAUAUGUAUUCUACACCUUUGUUGACUGGCGUUCCAGAGUCGCACUGAACAAAACAGUUUUAGGAGCGACUUGAGUUGACCCAACUAGGUUUUAGUUUCAGACGAGCAAACUCAUGUUCCAUUGACUAUGGGCUCCGUGCGCCGACAAGGGGGCGCCCUUUUACCUAGCAACGACGUCCCAUGGGCGGGACAUUUCGCUGGUUGACGCGCACCG